Ilyonectria robusta is the source of this 360-nucleotide messenger RNA. RefSeq lists its product as uncharacterized. Bases 1 to 360 code for a protein of 119 amino acids. Lineage: Eukaryota; Fungi; Ascomycota; Sordariomycetes; Hypocreales; Nectriaceae. The transcript has a single exon. The record is from RefSeq and is a predicted model, not a curated record.
AUGGAAAUCACCGUACGAUCAGACCAGCGCACUAAGAUUGAUAGGAACACACUAUUAAAAGCUAUGGAACCCAGGGUCAUCGGCGGGACGGGGUUGUGUUUGCGUAUACGGGAAAAAGGGGGUCCAACACGACGAGCCGGGGGAAGGGUUUUAGGAGAGCCGCAACGAGUCGACGACGACCAGGCAAAGCGAGCAGCGAGUCGCGAGCCAACCGUCUGCACCCAUCCAUUGAUUCAUGGAAUCAUCAUGGGCGGACUCUUCCACGCCCGCCCUGCGCUAAUAGCCCGCAUCUGGCGACUCAGCUUGCCCCUGGGCCUUGUAGACGCUGGUGACAAUGGUGACGACCCUGAACGGCCCUGA